Homarus americanus (American lobster) is the source of this 225-nucleotide messenger RNA. RefSeq lists its product as uncharacterized. The record is from RefSeq and is a predicted model, not a curated record. The transcript is spliced from 3 exons. The annotation marks the transcript as partial. NCBI's taxonomy places the organism in Eukaryota, Metazoa, Arthropoda, Malacostraca, Decapoda, Nephropidae.
CCUCCUCCCCCUCCUGAUCAGCCCCCUCCUCCCCCUCCCUCACCCCAGCCCCCACCAGCACCCCUAGUUCCCCCUGCCCACCCCCACUCCCCGCUUACACCCCCAAUCCCCCUGCAGCACUCCCAGUCCCCCCUCAACACCCCACUCCUCCCUUCCAACACCCCAAUCCCCCUUCCACCACCACCACCACCACCACCACCACCACCACCACCACCACCACCACCA